ACACUGAAGCAUCAAACUGUACUGCCAGGCCUCAUGAAUUCGUUGAAGGUUUAAAUGGCAACGCUAAGCUGUGGUUUAUUAAACCCCAAAGCAAACUUAAUUCUUGUUCUGUUCAUGUGGCAGUUAUGGGAGCUAUUCUCAGGCAUAGUUCAGAUAUUCUGGGGCCACAUUCACGCCACACAUUUAUGGUGCUACAACGGCACUUUAAAAAGUAAUGGCUUCUCCUAAAGAAUUCUGGGAACUGUAGUUUGUUAAGGGUGCUGAGCGUUGGUAGGAGACUCCCCUACCCCCCCUCCUAUUGCUAUAAUUCCCAGAGUUCCCAGGGAACGGGGAUUGACUGUUAAAUCACUCUGGAAAUUAUAGCAAUAGGAGGGGAAUAGGGGAGUCUCCUACCAACUCUCGGCACCCUUAACAAACUAUAGCUGCCAUAAUUAACUUGGGGGAAGCUGAGACUGCUUAAAGUGGUAUCAUGGCACUUUAGAUGUAUGGUGCGAAUGUGGCCUGAGCUAGUUUAUUCCAAGUACUGCUACCAUCUACCACUCAUCCAUCUAACUUUUACUCAGAGUAGGUCCAUUGAAAUUAGUGGGUUUGUUAAUUUCAAAGAGUCUACUCUGAGGAGGACUAGCAUUGGACUAUCCCUGACAUCUAGAUUGUGUUCACAUUCCCACUGACUCACCAUGUUUCCAGACCUGGGUUAUUAAUCUGUUUUCCAAUGAUUUUAUCCAAACUGCAUAUGUAUCCUGUACUUUGUUAUAAAAUACAACUGUGUGUUGCAUUUUUUUUUCUCAAGCCAGCUUCACACUUACUGCAGUCUUCAAGCUGUUCCUAAUUCAUCUUCAUCGUCAAGAUAUGCACACCCGUCAAAGACCCCUGGUGUGUAGACAAAUGGGAAAAAUCUGACUCUAAUGAAGACAUGCUGAUGUGAACAGCUUGGGGGGGGGGAAUCCAGUGGGGGAAAACCUAACCCUGAAUCAAUUUCACUAUGCUCUAAGUUUUCAAUGUGAACAUGCCCCUAAUUUUCUGAAGGCUGUUCGAUCACUGGAGUCAUCUCCAUCAGCCAAAAGUGGUUGAACAUGGGUGGUUGUCCAGCUUUGUAGGAAUAUGGAACACUGUCUUAUACAGAGCCAGCCCAUUGGCUCAUCUAGCUCAAUACUGUCAACAUGGACUGGCAGUGGCUUUCAGAAUUUCAGGCAUGGUUCUCUCUUGGGCCUAUCUGAAGAUUGAACCUGCGACUAUCUGCAUAGCCCUUAGUCCCUCAUUUGCUCUUUGGGAGAAGCCCUUUACUCUCCCAGUGUUGUGAUGAGUGAUCCACGCCUGAACCAUUUCCUUUGCAAAUAGCAAGUGGCAAUAACUUGAGAAGAUCCCUCCUCUUCAGGGAGGGGGGACUUUGCGGGCGGGACCCGCUCUACGCACUGAGCAGGGGGGCCUGUUCGGCCCCCUGCCCCACCUAUCCCUCCUGCCACGCUCAGGGCCCUGGAUAGCCAAUAGGGCCAGCUGUGGGCGGGGUUACCUGUCUCAAAAGAGCGCGGCAGCCUCCAGAUCGCCCCUUUUCGCGCUGCUCCUCAACGGAUCUCCCGCCCACCCUCCCUUUAGGUCUUCCCUUAGGGUGUUCGCUUUGACUUUGCUAUGGACUUCGGUUGGUCGCCUUUGGUUGCCCAAGGGGCCUGGUAGGAGUUUUUUUUAUCCAGUUGGCUAAUUGGCACCAGCCUCUUGGUUUUUUCGCCUACCUCAUAGCAAUUCGUCACAACUUCUUCGGUAUUUGGCGGUAGGCAUUGGAAUAUGGAGUCGUCUGGUGUGUUCGAGGACUGGUUGUGGCCAUCAUCCAACCCUCCUCUUAUAGGGGUAUCCCCUUAAGGGAUCUGGCGGUCGUGGAUCCCGUCCUACGCCCUGCUGGUAGCUAGGGCCAUGGCACGACCCCCGGUGACACCAGGGGGAGCUUUCAGUUGUAUUUGCAUCAACAGGCUCCUUCCUUAGGGUGUUAACCUGAUAUGACCCCCUCGCCGAGCGGGGUGGAGUCACGCUUGCUAACGAGUCCAAUGCCUAAGCCAAUACCUCUCAAUUGCUCUAACCAAUAAAGUUGUGGCCUUAUUCUACCCAUUAACUCAAAUACCAUGUGUCACUGUGUCUUUAUUUCUUGUGGGGGGCGGGUCCUCGAACCGCAAUGGCUCUUGAGGGAUUGGGUUGGAAAACGCCUUUCCCACCAAGGAGGACAUUUCCCAAUAGCCAUGACGCAUUUGGCCCAUGGGUCAUCUCAGGAGACCUGACCCUGAAGUGCCACUGAGUUUUCAGGGAGUAGGAUCUUGGCUUCUCAAUCUUUCUCUUUUCCUUUGGAGGAGAAAAAAAGAGAGAGGCCAUUUUGCUGUCAACACUGGAUGGGAAUCUUGAAGAUGAUUUAUUUAUGCAAACUCUUCAAUGUAUAGUAAUGUGCCUUGCAGGUGUUUUUGGACUAUGACUCCUUUAAUCCCUUACCGUUUGCCUUGAUGGCUGGGGCUGAUGGGAAUUGGAGUAUAAAACAUUAGGAGAUUUGGGUGCUUGUAUAAGCAAAGAGAGAGAAGUCUCUGCUCAAAGGCGCUUGCAAUCUAAACUCUGAAAGUAACAACAAAGGAAGGGAGAGAGGCUUGAGCAGCUGAGAGACCUCAGGUUAUCGGCUGGUUAUCUUUUUGGCCCUGGGGUAACAUUUUGGACUUUAAUUAUGCCUCUUGCUUGCCUGGGUGAAGGAUCAAGAGGGGCGUGUAAGUAUGUAUAGGAACUAGCCUGCCAUACAAAUUAAAUUCAUGGCUCUCUCCCUUGUUUGCCUCUUGCUCUGCCCACCACUGGCAGGUGGCCCUCCAGAUGUUGCUGGACUACAACUCUCAUCAUCCCUGACCCUUGGCCAUGUUUGCUGGGGCUGGUGUGAGUUUUAGUUGAGCAACCUCUGGAGGUCCAUAGGUUACUCAUGUCUGGUUUAGGCAUUGUUCUCACAAGCUCAUGUCACGGUGGUGCGGGAAAUAGCUGUUGCAUUCUGGGCCUCGCCUUUGGUUUAUAUUUUUUUUUUUAAAAUAAUAAUAAUUUAGAUUCCACCCUUUUCAUCAGUGUCCCAGUGUAUAUUAUCUGUGAAGAUAUGCCAUGGGGCCAUAUCCCACAUUGCCCUGGGGCUGUGGUCACAGCACUAGUAAUGGCAGGGUGUUCUGUUUGAAAAGGGGCUCUGGCAUUGCCUCCAGGGACCUAUUUUUGCAGGGCAGAGCCUGGAAUUCCAAGCAGGCCUCAAAGCCUGUCCUAGUUGCCAUGGCAAUAGAGUGGGAUUAAAAAAAAAAAAAGGCAGAUACAUUCCGCCUUCUUCACAGCACUGACAUGACAAACCUGGCAGAAGGGCCUGGGGGCUUUGGGUAUUGCGAUCUGAACUCCCGUUUGCUCCCUUGAACAAGGCCUGAAUGUGCUCACAAAAGCUACCUCGCCAUUGUAUGGUUGGUUGGCUGGGGGUUCAACAUGACGUUGCUCCUUUGACUCCAAAAUGGAAGCACAAACACUUGAUUGGUAUAUGAUUGGUACAUGUAGAAUUCCUCCCAAUUAAUUAAUAAUAGUUGCCCGCACAAGACAGUUUAUUGGUUUCAAAGAAUUUAAUGUUGUAUACUUAGUGGCAAUAGCAUUUGCUUUGCACGCUGAAGGUCCCAGUGCGACAAUAACAGCCAUACUUCCAACAUCUCCAGACAAGGUUAGGAAUGUCCCCUGCCUGAAUGCAGGUAGGUCCUCCUUUUUCUGACAAGUGAAUGAGGCAAAAACAAUGCUUUCAAGUUUAUGAGACACUAGCAUAGAGGAAUGUAGGAAGCCGCUAACAAACUGCCGUUCCCAAUAUUAUUUGGGCUAGGGGUGUGCUUUAAAUGUGCACAGCCUUGUGUUUGUCUUGAGGGGCUGUUGUCAAUCACUAUACCUCUGUGAUUUAGACCCUUUUAAAACCAGCCACCUUUUCUCCCCAGCAACAACCAGGCCUGGAAUAUCUCCUGCCCUUUUCCAUCUCUGAGCAGCUGAAUUUCCUCUCUCCAUAGUUCUGAGUCUCUAGCACCUUGAGUUUUACUCCAGGAAUCCGGGCAGAGCUCCAGAAAGGGGCCCAUUCUCAGGCAAAGCGCAGUUGAUGCCGACCCAUUAACAGGGAGGUCAGUCGAGGGCCUUUCCACGGCCUGGCAUGUGUCCAUCAAAGCAACGGAAAGCUCUCUGGGGAUCCUGACCCACUUUCAUCCUUAACACCCACCCCUCACUUUCCUUCCUUGUAAGUGAAAUGGUGUGUAGAAAUCCAGGCCAACCCGGGGACAGGGAAGGGCUGUACACACCCUUGAAAUGAACUUCCCUCUGCUUACAUUUCCCUCCCUGUGGGACAACCAACUUGAGUUGGGAUUGGAAGGAGGCCUUAUGGAAGCAGUGGGGAGAGAGGCUGCCUUCCUCAAAGUUGAGGAAAUGGAGGUUUGAGUGGUUUCCUUAUAUAGCUAUUUGCAACAAUCCCCCUCCCCGCCAGGUAGCAGAUAAUACACCACAGAUACCACUUUAAACAGCCAUGGCUCCUAUCCCCCUCAUAGAGCUGUGAUUCUCAAAGAGUUCCCUUUGGGAAAGGAAUUGAUUGUUAAACCGUUUUGGAAUUGUAGUUCUGGGAGUCUCCCAACCACUCUCAGCACCCAUAGAUAUAUUACGUACAGCUUACAGAAUCAUUCGGUGUUAUCACAGUGGUUUAAUCCAGGCUUCCUCAACCUCGGCCCUCCAGUGUUUUGAGACUACAAUUCCCAUCAUCCCUGAACACUGGUCCUGCUAGCUAGGGAUCAUGGGAGUUGUAGGCCAAAAAACAGCUGGAGGGCCGAGGUUGAGGAAGCCUGGUUUAAUGCAUAGUUCGAAUGUGGCCAUGCUCCAGCCACACACACACAUCCAUACGUCCACACACAUCUCUGUCCCUCUUUGAAUAUUAAGAACAAAAGAAGAGCCCUGCUGGAUGAGGCCAGUGGCCCAUCUAGUCCAGCAUCCUGUUCUCAGUGGUAGCCCAGAUGCUCCAAUCAGAAGCCUGCAAGCAGGACCUGAGCCUGGCAGCAACUUUAUCCACUUGUGAUUCUCAGCAGCUGGUAUUCAGAGCAUAUGCCCAUGCUGCCCAGGACGGGCACGCUCCCGAGGGAGCAGGGCGUGCUACCAAGAGGGUCAGGGCAAGCUCCCGAGGGACGCGGGGCACAGAGGGUGCCCUCUCAGGUGUGGGAUAGCUGCUUGGGUGCGCGGAUCCCCUUGGUUUUGAGAGCUCGGGAGCGCAUCCCCCCUUGGUUUUGACAGCUUGGGAGUUGGGGGAGGCUUGGGAGUCGCAGGUGGGCGGUGUGCCGAAUGUCACCCCCCCUCAGGCAUGACACCUGGGGCGGACCACCCCCACCCCCUUCCUCCGCCACUGGAUAGAACAGCUAUCAUGGUUAGCAGCCACUGACAGCCUUGUCCUCCUCUGUAAAUUUUCAAAUCCUCCUUGGUGGUCAUUACUGCCUCUCAUGGGAGCAAAUUCCAUAUCUUAACUAUGUGCUAUGUGAAAAAGUAAGCUCCCCCCCCCACCUUGCACUUUUAAACACGUACCUCUUGCAUUUAACGCUUAUGGAGCUUUUAGCUGGAGGGUUUUGUUGUCGUGAUAAACAGCCAGGUUGCCUAGUUCCUUAGCUCCUCCCUUGCCUGACUCCACGUUCCAGGUCACGGGGAGGGACAUAUUAAGCAUGCUUCAUCCAGGUGAGGCCGUGUCCGUCAGGGAGUGUGAGUGCCGCGGUGGGGAGAUGGUGUUACUCAUUGUUUUGGAAGGAGCGAGGCAUGAAGAAUGUGAGCGAGCUUCCUCGAGGAUGGAAAAUAUUCAGGGCCAGGACUACCCCACCGAAGAGGCAGGCAUGUUCAAGAAAAGGGUCUUUCUGGAGGCGUUUCGUGAAGGGAGAGGAGACUUCGGUUUCCGUGAUGUUCCUGAGGAGCUACCAAGGCAGGAAGAAGGUCAGAUGGGCAGCUGGGAGAUGGUUGUGAGUGUGUGUUUGGUUGCUUAUGCCAACUUUUCCCUGGAAUGCUGUCUUCAGGGUGUCUGGGGCUAUAAUCCCAUCAGCCCCAGUUAGCAUAACUCAUGGCAGCUGUGGUCUCCAUGUAUCUGGAGGGCAGCAUUUUGGGGGGUGAUUUUGUAACUUGGAUUUGAGGCUCUGGGUUUGAAUCCCCAUACUGCUUAAAUCCAGUCUGAUCCUUCUGUGGAUUGUCCCAAACAGUUAUGUGAACAACUGCCGCCCACCCCCACCCCCCGGAAAUAAAAAAUGGGGAAGGAAAUUUCUGUUGGACCUCGGACAGAGCUUCCAGCUCUGCUACUCAGAAAUACCCUUAAAUGCUUUUCUAUCAGCUGUUGGGGUAGGAACUUGGGGAGGAGGCCCCUGUCCUCAGCACAAUGGUGUACAGUCCCAUCAAGUGCCCAGCUAGGGUGGAGGGGAUUAUGGUGGGAAGCUUAGCACAGAGAGCAAGAAUGGCUGAUUGGGGCUAGGGCAGGAUUGGAUCCGUUCUGCUUCUUACAUAGGUCUGGUGCCGGAAGCCCCCAAAGCCUCUAUUCUGUUUUAGGAGUUGGCUGCUAGCAGAGCUCCAGCUCUUAGUCCACCAAGAGUUUACAUUUCUCAGUGUUGACAGUGAGCAAGUGGCCAGUAAAGCAAGAUGAGCGCCACAACCCCAGAGUCAUCCGCGACUGGACUUAACGGUCAGGGGUCCCUUUACCUUUACCUUUACGGCUAGUUAGGUUUUAUCGGCCUUUCCAGUGACUUCUGUCACCCUCCCACAAGUUCUCUGGUGUUGAGUCUUGUUGUUCAAAAAAAAAAGGGUACGAUUGAGAGAUGUUCUUUUGUCUGAAACCCCCCCCCCCCGAAUUAGCGUGAAUGAGCUGAGAUCUGGACAUGGAUCUCCUCCAUGAGCAGAAAGCUGAUCAGGAUCUAGCAAUAAAUCUCUGAGUGAUUUGAAGUAGAUCAGCAAGUAUUCUGAGCAGUGCUGUUUUUCUAGAAAAAGAGGUGCCAGAACUCACCACAAACACCUCCCUUGUUCUCCGAUUAUGGCAAUGGUGCCCACCUGAGAGGUGCCAGAACUGAGUUCUGAUGAGUUCUAGUUCCGAUGUUGUUGUUGUUUAGUCGUUUAGUCAUGUCCGACUCUUCGUGACCCCAUGGACCAUAGCACGCCAGGCACUCCUGUCUUGCACUGCCUCCCGCAGUUUGGUCAAACUCAUGUUCGUAGCUUCGAGAACACUGUCCAUCUGAGAACACUAGCUCAGAUAAAAAGCCCUGAUUCUGACUAAUUUGUUUUGACCCCCUUAGACUGGUGUGGAGUGUUUUUUGUGGUUUUUUUUUGUGUGUGUAUCUAUUGUGACAUGUUAUUGGCACAAUAAUAGCACAUUAGUGGUGGGUUCGUACUGGACCAUCUACACAUCACCAUCCACUGGUUGGCGAGUGGCUGCAUCUUUAGGUGGGCAAGAGUGGCUUUUCAAACAAUAAAAACCUAUUAAGAAGACUGUGCAUGCAGCCCGGCAGGAGCUGGUUACAAAUUAUAGCCCACCCACCACCACAUUAACCUUCAUCUCAAAAAGCCACCCCAUUACAUCACAAGGGGCUUCCAUCCAUGACAUCACCCAGAGCCCACCCUAGGUCUCAGGUUUGGGCCCUGAAAUCUCACUGUCUGAAAUCUCACUUCCCCGUACAUUGAGUGUGCUAUUUCUGUCCAAAGGGGUACUCUUGAGCUAUACAGCAUAAUGAAACCAAGACAGAAAGGAUAAACUGGAACAUCUGUGGGUUUAUUGAUUCAUUUUUUUAUGUAAGAAAAUUAGGAGGAGGAAGAAAGCUUAUUUUUAGUAAAAAAAAUCAAAUCCAUUGUGGCAAUAAAAAAAACACCUUAGGAAAACUAUUAAGGAGAGGUUGCAGAGUAUUCUCAAAGGUCGCAGAAUAAUGGCAGCGUCAAGCUUUUGUUCACACAAUAAGGUUAAGGCUGAGACUAUAAUGCAGUCACAAGCCUCCCUAGAAGAUAAACAGAUCAUAUAUGCAAGGCACAGCAUAAACUUCAUGAUGCAACCUGUUAAGUUGCCAAGUAUUGUUUUGACUUUGUUUUAUAGGGCUCAAACGGAGACUGCAAAGGGUUGGCCUGGGUCAUUUGAGUGCAAAGUAUACACCAUCAUGGAGAUCUUUGGGGCCCUAGUGGGAGUCUCUAGGACAGGGGUGGGAAAUCUUGGGACUGGGGGCCCGAUGUGGCUCUCCUUGCCUCUCUAUUUGGUCCUUGGGACUCUCCCCAGGCCACACUCUUCAACAGUCCUGCUCUGCACCCUCCUUGAGUGCUUUUGGCAUGGGUGGAUUGUGUCCUUGAACCAUGACAAUACCUCUCAAUCUGCAUGGUUCAGCUGAGGAGGAACAGUGUGGUGUAGUGGUUAGAAUGUCAGAUAAGGACUUGGGAGACCAGGAUUCAAAUCCCCACUCAGACACGAAGCUCUAACCUACACACAGGGUUUUUGUGGGGCUUAAAUGAGGAGGGGGGUAGGAAAAAGUGGCACAAAGUGACAUCUCUUGGGGUCAACCCCCAGUGGCUCUAAUAGCACACAGCACAGUGUUAUGUCUGUGUGUAUGUGCUUGCCUGCCUGUCACAGAUGACGUAAGAUUCUUCUCUCCACGCCUGGAGGCCAAAGACAUUUCUCAACACCAGCUGUUCUGCUAGCAAAGGCUUUCUGGAUUUCCCAGCAAAAGGGGAGGGGGUGCCUAUGAAAACUUAACACAUUCAGCGUUCAGGGACACCUCAGGUGAAAGUCUGCUGAGUUGAACCGGUGUUAUCAGGAAGGAUGCAAAGAGAUAGAGUUUUGGCUGCAUGCUUGUCAUGCAUUUAAACUAUGCGGUUUCCCACAAAGUAUCCGGGGAACUGUAGUUUACCCCCUCAUGAAGCUGCACUCCCCAGUAACUGCAGUUCCCAGGAUCCAUCAGAUUGAAAUAAGCAAGAGUGGGACCAGCCAUUGCCUUUUGAGAUAUGAUUUAUUUAUCUAUGUGCCAUGUACCGGUAAUUGCCAAGGUGACGUCUAAACUUUGCUCGGUUAUUCUAAGAAACCAAAAGGUCAGUGGUUAAAAUCAGCGCGGUUGAUUCAGAAUGCUAUCCGACUGUAUCCAAACAUAGAUGAAAAACUGCGGCUUGAUCUCAGGAACGAUCACACAAAAGUUGGUUAAAAUCAGUGCGGUUCUGAAAGGUUCAGUCUCACAUCCUGGUUCAAAAUGGUGUCUAAUGGUUCUCUCCUCAUGUCAUCCCAUGACAACAGCCACCCUGUGAGGUAGGUUAGGAUGAGAGAGGCAGUGACUGGCCUGAGGGCACCCACUAAGCUUCGUGGGGAGGAAGAUUUGAACCCUGGUCUCUCCCAUGUCCAACUCUCCAACCACUACUACACUAUACUGGCUCUUUUUUCAGUUUGUUCCUAUCUCACCUCUGAUGCUAAACUGUACUGCAAAUGGUGUGCAGAGCAGCUGUGGAAUGGCUUCUCUGAAGCUGCCUUGAGGACCAAAUGCAGAAGCCUGGCAGGCCAGAGAUUCACCAUAGCUGAUCUACUGAUUAAAUCCAUUAAAGCCUAGAAGCCUAGUCAUUAGAGGUGUUAAGCGAGGAAUUUAGCUGCUGGCUGUGCUCUCCAAAUCAGCAUCUUUACAGCCUCCUAGAGAUUCCCUACCACCACCUGCAAACCAACUGAUCUUAUUGUGCACAAGGGGGCCCUAUCCUGCAUCAUAGUGUGCUCCAUCAGCACAGCAACUUUGCAUGUGGCUGUCUCCAUGGAGACAGUACGUGGUACUCGCCUGGCGGAUGGAGGGGAACUGGGGAAACCCAAAGCCGUCUGCUUUUUUUUCUUUCUUUCCUGGAGCUGAAGCAGCAGCAGCCAUGUCUGUAAGAGAUUUUGGCGCUUGUUGGCUUUGGGUGGGGGUGGGUAAAAAGCCCCCCCCCUCCAGCAAGUGCUAAUCAUGCUUCUGAAUCCCUGAGAAAAACCUAAUGUGUUUCCCCCCCUUCUUUAAUGCUCGUUAUCUGUUUGUUUUGCAUUGCUAAUUGAUGUCUGUACCUAUUAAGAGGCCAGCCAGCAUUGUGUAAGGUCUUGAUUGCAGAUUAAUUUUGCAUGCAUAUUCUGGACAGCAUGGCAGUAUUCCAUUGGGGAUUACGACUUGGAGUGGACUAGCAGAUCUGUCUGGUUUCACACUCACCCUCCACCCCCAUCCUCUGCCCUUGAGACAGGCCCAGUUCACACACAAAUUGCACAUCACUCAGCAACCUACUGACUUGUUGAGAGUGUGAAUGGUCUCCCACUUUUGUGGGACAUCCAAAACUUCACCCAUUGUCAUAUGAUCAUAGGAUUGUAGGAUUUGCAGGGACCAUCAAGACCACCCCUAUGCAAUUCAGGAAUCACAGGUAAAGACUCCCUGAAAGAUGGACAUCUAACCUCUGUUUCAUAGCCUCCAAUGAAGAAGAGUCCACUGCCUUCCGAGAAAGUCUGUUCCACUGUGGAAAUUGUCUUGCCACCAGAAAGCUCUUCCUAAUGUUUAGUUGGAAUCUCUUGUCAUUUGAAUCUCUUGGUUCAGCUGGAACCUCUGGUAGCUGUGGGACCACCAGAGAGAAGGACCUCUCCCUUGUUGGCCACCCAACCACACCAAACUAGGGGAUGGGCACACUGGGAGACCGUCUGAAAUAGAACUUAAGGUGCAAGCAGGAUGGUGUGGGAGCAGGUGCUCUCUGUGAUUGUUGGUGCCCGUUGCGGGGGAGGUAGGGCAGAAGGAACGGAGCCCAACAGUAGGUGACACCAGAGACAAUGGCAGGCAGAGCCAACUACCAGUAAUUCUAGUUUUCUUCCCAUCCUCUUUCCUGCUGAGAGUGGACUGGUUGUAAGUAAGAAAGUAAAAAAGCAGGCAGGUGGGGGCUGGCUGAGGGCAGACUAAGGUUGGUGGGGCAGUUCCCUCAUUUGUCCUAAUGGACCAGCCUCCACACCAAUGAAUGGCUUGGGCCCAUUAAUAUAUACAAAAGGUUUGUUGCUAACCAAACUGUUUACUAUGCAGAACAGUGGUUAUAACAGAAUAGUGACUGAGUGGAUUCUGUGCCCAACUACAUCUUUUUAUAGCAUGUUCAGGUCAGACAACGAAAAACAAAAGACACUGCUUGGCUCCUUGUCAGGAUUAUGUUCUUUCCCCUUCCCACUGACCCACCUUGGAAGGAGGAUGCUUAGGGCCCCCAGACAAUUCAAAAGGGGUGGGGAUUUCCUCAAAACAAGUGCCCCUUGUUGCUUUUGGCCAAGUUUGUUUCCAUGGCCCCCUUGCUUAAAAAACCUUUUGAUUCUGCCCUCUGACAUGAGAGUAUGUAACAGGGAGAGGAAACAGCCUGUGGAUCAUAACAAUGCAUUUGUUGACGGAAAUCCGGCAACAUUCUCAUUGAGACUGCAGUCCUAUAUAACCACUUUACCUGGGAGUUAGUCCCACUGAAACACAAUAGGAAUCACUUAUGAGCAAACAAAUUGCACUUUCAAGUUGUGGGGAGGCAUAAUCAGUACAGUAGUUGGGAUCAGAAUUCCCGUUCUGGAACAUGCACCAGGCAAGUCAUUCUCUCAGCCUCAGUUUCCCAGCUGGGAAAUGGGCAUGCCAAUUACCUAUUGUGGUCUAGUGGUUAGAAAGCAGCUGAGUCUGUAGUGGAUAAUAUCGAGUACGAAUAUUGAGAAUCGCGAGUGGGGUGAGUGCUGUUGCACUUGGCUCCUGCUGGUUGGUCACUGCGAGGGCAGGAUGCUAUGCUCUGAGCUUCUGGCUCAAUCCAGAAAGGAAAUUAUUAUGUUCUAUUUCCUCUGUAGACCAAGGUUCUGCUUGCAGUCUUCUCAUUGGGGGCACCUGGUUGGCUAGUGUAAGAACAGGGUGCUGGACUAGGUAGCCCAUUGGCCUGAUCCAGCAGCCAGGCUGGUCUUCUUGUGUUUAUGGUUAAUGGUCUUGGGUGAUGGGAGUUGUAGCUAAGGGUGGACAAAUAUGUCAAUUUCAGCUUCUCCUUUUUGCAAUCUUAAGCUGAGAUCUCCACAUUUUUGCAUCAGUUUGUGACAUAGCUGCCAAGUUUUCCCUUUUCUCGUGAGGAAGCCUAUUCAGCAUAAUGGAAAAUCCCUUUAAAAAAGGGUUAACUUGGCAGCUAUGGUUUGUGAAGUCAUUAUUUUCUAAAACUGUCAGCAUUUCAGUGCAAUUUCUCCUAAUAAACAUGUUGCAAGUGAUUUCUCCUAAUGCAGCUGGUGUGUAGGGACCCAUUAGUGAGUCAUAGCCUGAUCCAAGGUUGGGCACAGCAGGAGUAUUACCACCGUGCAAAUAUAUGGUGGAAGAUUAAUAAAUGGGUCUCCAAAUACAUGUUUAGUUAGAAGUGGGUCUUAGGUCUGAAAAGACUGAAGACUGCUGCCUUAAUAUACUGCAUUUUAGAUGUUAUUUUAACUAAUAUAAUCAAUUCUAUGACUUUCCCCUAAGAUGAGGCAUUUUUGUACACAUUCUUCAGUUGGCAAACCACACUGCAAAAUUUGGAAGAGUGUGAAUUUUGAAGGGUUGCUGAGGUUUGGUUUGGUUUGCAUAUUAUUUGAGAAACUGUGAAUCCUUGUAGCUUCUCAUUAAAAUUCAAACUGAACUGAAUGUAUCCCUAGUCAUAAUCUGGCAACAUCUGGAGGGCGAUCAGUGCUUUCAUCCCUGCUUGAGACUGAAUGAUGAAGGCUUCUGUGCCAUUUGCAAAUGAAGUGCAUGUUUACAAAACUGGGUGCAAAUAAAACGUAUCUUUUUUUUGGUGGACAAUGCACCGUAUUCGGGAAUCUCCCUGGCCUUGAACAGGUAUGAAUUAUUCAAUCUUCUCCUCUCCCCGCUCACCAUGGUGCCCUUGGGAUCUAAGGAUGUGAUCCUUUGGAAAACAAUAAAAGGAUGCACUGCAGAGAAUGGAGGGGGCCGCGGGUGAUGGUGGCUGCGUCGACCACCCCUCCCCUCGACCCCCUUUCCAGCUCUCCUGCUUUUGCCUGCAACGGAGGACUGCGGGGAAACCGCUGGGUCUGUUGCCGCAGACUUCCAACAGCCAACUGGAGGCGGGGGGGGGGAGAGAGACCCAAACCUGUUGUGCCUUUGGAGGCAGACAUUGCAACGUCUUGGUAGAUGAGUCCAGGGAGCUGCAUGCAGUAGGCGCUUGAGUGGUAGCAAAGCGAAGGGACGGCAGGGGCAGCCAGGAAGUGGGUGUGAGACGAAAGGGGAGCACCCUACAUGCUUUGCCCAGAGAGGGCUCUCUCUCUCUGUUUGUGUGUGUGUGUGUGUGUGUGUGUGUGUCUUUGCGCCUGGACACGCACAAGGAAACCUCUCCCUGCUGACUCCCCUUUGAUUUGCCAAGGAGAGAAAAUAAGAGGAAACCUUCGCUUGCAGCAGUUACAGACACAGCAUCUCGUUGAUGAAGAUGCUUCCACGGCAUUAAGGGUAUGAGCUGUAGGGACCUGGAGGACUUUGGCUGGAGAAAAGCCAGAACUCUGGGAGGUGGACAGGAGGAGAGGAGGAGAGUCUCCCACCCUGCUGGAAGAUGGAGGCCAAACCUUUGUUCAAUAUGCAGAAGGCGCUCGUGCAGCCCUUCCAGAUGUGCAUGCUGGAUAUUCCUCUGAGCGUGCAGGACGACGACAGCUCCACUCAGGAGAUCGGAGAAGAGGUGGAAGAUGGCGUGAUCUAUAGCAUUUCGCUUCGGAAAGUCCAGCUCCACCACACAGCCAACAAGGGGCAACGAUGGCUAGGGUUUGAGAACGAGUCGGCCUUAAACCUGUACGAGACUUGUAAGGUGCGGACCAUCAAAGCCGGGACCCUGGAAAAGCUGGUGCAAUACCUCGUCUCUGCAUUCAAAGGCAAUGAUUCCACCUACGUCACCAUCUUCCUCUGUACAUACCGUGCCUUUGCCACGACCAAGCAGGUCCUGGACCUCCUUCUGAACAGAUAUGGCAAACUGCAUCUCCAGGUCAACGGAGACCACCCCAGGCAUGCAGUGGACGAGAGGCUGGAGCUGAAAAACACCAUCUCGUCCAUCCUGGGUGCCUGGCUGGAUCAGUACUCCGAAGACUUCCGCAAGCCUCCGGACUACGCCUGCCUGAAGCAGCUGAUAAUUUAUGUGCGGCUCAACAUCCCAGGCUCAGACCUGGAGCGAAGAGCCCGCAUCCUCUUCACGCAGUUCCAGCAGCAGGAGCGGGCCGAGGUGGAGGCGGAAGCUGUGGACCAUGCCAGCUGCACCCUGCGGCUAGAAGAGGAGAAUGGGCUAGGAGAAGGCAAGCUAGAUUUCCUCUCUUUCUCGCCGGAGAUGGUGGCCGAACAAUUCACACUAAUGGAUGCCGAGCUUUUCAAAAAGGUGGUUCCCUAUCAUUGCCUUGGUUGUAUCUGGUCCCAGCGGGACAAGAAAGGCAAGGAGCACUUGGCCCCCACCAUCCGGGCGACCGUCUCCCAGUUUAACCGUGUCACUAACUGCAUCAUUUCAACUUGCCUUGGGGACCGGGCCCUGAAGCCACAGCAAAGAGCCAAGGUGGUGGAUCACUGGAUUCAAGUAGCUCGGGAAUGCCGGAUCCUAAAGAAUUUCUCUUCCCUCCGGGCCAUUCUCUCCGCCCUGCAAUGCAACGCUGUUCACAGGUUGAAGAAGACAUGGGAUGAGGUCUCCCGAGAAAGCUUCCGCACUUUCCACGAGCUGUCAGAAAUCUUCUCAGAUGAGAACAACCAUUCGUUGAGUCGGGAGCUUCUCAUUAAGGAGGGGACCUCCAAGUUCGCCACCCUAGAGAUUAACCCAAAGAGGGCUCAGAAACGGCAACAGCAGCAGCGGGAGAUGGGCGUGAUGCAAGGCACCAUCCCUUACCUGGGCACCUUUCUCACUGACUUAGUGAUGUUGGACACAGCCAUGAAGGACUAUGUGGAUGCUGGCCUGAUCAACUUUGAGAAAAGGAGGAAGGAGUUUGAAGUCAUCGCCCAAAUCAAACUGCUCCAGUCAGCCUGCAAUAACUACAACUUCACGCAGGAAGAUCGCUUUGUGGUCUGGUUCCAUAGCAUCGAGCGGCUCAGUGAGGCAGAGAGCUACGGCCUUUCCUGUGAGAUUGAGCCCCUGUCGGAGUCAGCCAGUAACACCCUGAAGGCGAAGAAAAACACAGGGAUCAUCAAGCGCUGGAGCGACCGUCAGGCCCCCAGCACCGAAUCCUCCUGUGCCAGCGGCAGCUCCCACUCCAAGUCCUUUGACCAGCUGAAGUGCGGUCCCUACCUGGGCAGUGGGGACAUGGCAGACUCGGUCAGUGUCACGUCUGCCGGCUCCAGCAGCUCCGACGUGGAAGAGAUCAAUAUCAGCUUCAUCCCCGACUCUCCUGAGGGUCAAGAAAAGAAGUGUUACCUUCCCGUCCUGGACGCCCAGACGUUCAACUCUGCUUCUGGCCAGGAGGGGGUGCCCCUGAGCACUGCCUGUAGUAGAAAGUUCUGGGAAUCCACCUCGCUUUCCUCCCUGGACACCUCGGGAAUCGGCUCGAGUUCGAGCAGCGCCUCCUCCUCCUCUGUCUCCUCCACACCAGUGACGGCCUCCCGCACCCACAAGCGCUCUGUCUCAGGCAUCUCCAGCUACUCCUCUCUCUCCUUGCCCCUCUACAACCAGCAAAUUGAUGACUGUUGCAUCAUUCGGGUCAGCUUAGCCGUGGAGAAUGGAAACAUGUACAAGAGCAUUCUGGUCACCAGCCAGGACAAGACCCCAGUUGUGAUCCGUAAAGCCAUGGCCAAACACAAUCUGGAUGGGGACCGGCCGGAGGACUAUGAGCUCAUUCAGAUCAUCUCAGAAGAAAGAGAACUGAAAAUCCCGGACAACGCCAAUGUCUUCUACGCCAUGAACUCUGCUGCCAACUACGACUUUGUGCUCAAGAAGAGAGGCUUCUCCAAGGCCGUCAAGAUCAAGCAUGGAUCGAGCUCCACGCUGCCACGGAUGAAGCAGAAAGGCCUCAAAAUUGCCAAAGGCAUCUUCUAACCCCUGGAGCAGAGGGUCGCCUGCCCCACCCACGGGCUUUGCCCCCUGACCAACUCAGUGCUGUUCCACUCUUGGCUACCAGUCUGUCUUAAAUGCCAUUGGGGUUGGGGGCAGGUGUGAGAGAGAUGAUGUGAUUGAUCUCCCCCACCCCGGCAGCCUUGACCCUUUUCUCAUCUUGCCAAGGAGAUGCCCCAGCCGAAACCCUGGAAAUGGGAAGCGGGAUCCCUUAGUAGCAACGCCGCUCCUGCACAUUGCUCUUCGCGCUUUCUCUCUCUGUUGGCAGCAGCUGGCGCUUGCCUUUAAAUCAGGUCUGCAUCUCGCCUUUUUUAAAAAACAACAACAACGAGGAGGACAUAUUUCCCAUUUAAAAACAACAACAACAACACCUUUCCAUGGUGCAAGCCAAGCAUAUGUGGCUGCCUGAAGCCAUAGCCUGCCUUAGGUGUCUACACCAAUCAGCGUGGUGCUACUAAGGGGGGCCUGGUUUCUCCAUUCUCUGCUAAGAAGCACCCAAGCAGAGGCUGGGGACUGGGAGUUCAGGGGAUUGGGGGCGAGCCCAUGUGUGGGACAAUGACUGUCUUCAUCUUCCAUGCUCCUGGAUACGGUUCCUUCUUGGUUGUCCUGGUCAAGCGAACUCACUGCCUGGAAUUGGUCCAGAAAUGCACUUUUUUGUCCUUAACAGGAGUCUGAAACUUUCCCCCACCGCUGCCUGUCCACAUGGAGGGCCUUGUGGAUUAAAGGCCACCAGCGAAGGUGGAUCCUGUGCCAGAAUAGGGUCAUCCCACUCAAGACUUUUUUUGAACUUUUCCAAACUCCUCCCCUUCCCCCUUUCUAUUAAGAGCCUCCACCAAAGAUCAAAAAUGGCAAGCGUGUUUCUAUGACAAAACGCCUCCGCUUGCCAACAGAGGCAGGAGUUGAAGGAAGUUGGUUUCUGUACAAAACACACUGUAAAUAAGGACUUUGGGUGGAGAGAAGGAAGAGGUGGGAGGAGGGCUAAGUGAUUUGCUCUAAAGGGUUGCAAUGAAACUGCCCACCUCCCUUCUCCCUCUUGGGAAGUGCCACUCCAGUUUUUUUUCCUUGUGUGUGUUUUAAUGGACUAAGAACCUUUGACAGUGAAGUAGGGUCUGUGGACUAUUGUCUGAUGUGAUCAGAUAUUUUGUUUUUUGUUUUUGUAAAGAGAAUCUCAAAAUGAAUUUACUAAUGUUCCACCCCACCCCACCCCACCCCCAAUAUUUAUUGCUUGUGUAAAUAGAAUGGUUGGAUUUGUACAUUUUACUAACACUGUUUAAAUAUC
Messenger RNA from Zootoca vivipara (common lizard), 17263 nucleotides. It is a transcript of the gene RALGDS, whose product is annotated as ral guanine nucleotide dissociation stimulator. The record is from RefSeq and is a predicted model, not a curated record. Gene Ontology annotation, biological process: Ras protein signal transduction. Gene Ontology annotation, molecular function: guanyl-nucleotide exchange factor activity. Gene Ontology annotation, cellular component: plasma membrane. Lineage: Eukaryota; Metazoa; Chordata; Lepidosauria; Squamata; Lacertidae.